AUGACUUUGGAUAUCCAUAUGUUUAUCAAGGACAAGGGAGGUGAUCCGGAGGUCAUUCGGGAGUCCCAGCGGAAACGCGGCCACAGCGUCGAGGUGGUGGACGAAGUGAUCGCGAUGUAUGAAGAAUGGGUCAAGCAAUAUUUCCAGCUUGGCGAGAUUAACAAGAAGAUAAACGCUGUUCAGAAGGAAAUUACAGCGAAGAAAAAGGCCAAGGAAGACGCAUCCGAGUUUAUGGGUCAAAAGGUCGUGCUAGAUACACAGCAAAAGGAGCAACAAAAGGUUGUUGCGGACGCAGAGAUAGCGAUGAAGAUUAAAGCGGGUGGAAUUGGCAAUCUCAUUUACAAAGAUGUGCCAGUCAGCGAUAACGAGGAUAACAACGAGAUCAUCCGAAAGUGGGCUCCGCAAGAUCAUACCGGCGAAACACCGAAUACCAUCCCAGACUGUCUUGCCCACCACGAAGUCAUGCUCCGACUCGGAGCAGUUGACCUCGAGCGAGGUGCCAACGUCGCGGGUCAUCGUGGUUACUACCUCACCGGACCUGGCGUCCGGCUUAAUCAGGCGUUGAUCAACUAUGGGCUCGAUUUUUUGGAGAAGCGAAACUUUUUGUUGAUGCAGCCACCGUUCUUUAUGCAUAAAGAUGCAAUGGCAAGGACGGCCCAGCUUGACGAGUUUGACGAGGCGCUGUACAAGGUCUCAGGAGACGAAAUUGACAAGUAUCUCAUCGCUACGUCGGAGCAACCUAUCUCUGCCUAUCAUAUGAACGAGUGGUUCGAAGCACCAGCAAAGGAUCUCCCACUGAGGUACGGUGGCUAUUCGACUUGCUUCCGGAAGGAGGCGGGUUCUAGUGGUCGAGACGUAUGGGGCAUCUUCCGAGUACACCAGUUUGAAAAGGUGGAACAGUUUUGCAUCACUGAGCCCGAAAAAUCUUGGGAAAUGUUUGAGGAGAUGGUCGGCAAUUCAGAGGCAUUUUACCAGUCGCUUGGUCUGCCAUAUCGUCUGGUUGCGAUUGUGUCUGGUGCUUUGAACCUUGCGGCGGCGAAAAAGUAUGACCUCGAGGCGUGGUUCCCGUACCAGCAAGCGUACAAGGAGCUGGUCUCUACCAGCAACUGCACUGAUUACCAGUCGCGCAAGCUCGAGGUGCGAUGUGGCCUGAAGAAGACGGGCGAUACGAAAAAGGUGUAUGUGCACAUGCUCAACGGCACGCUUUGUGCUACUGAGCGGGCACUCUGCUGCCUUGUGGAGAAUUACCAGACGCCCGAGGGACUGAGAAUCCCCGAAGUGCUACAGCCGUAUAUGGGUGGAAAGGACUUUUUGCCGUUUAUUCGGGAACUUCCAAAGAACUAUCAGCGCAAAAAGUAG
This is a messenger RNA of Serendipita indica DSM 11827, 1359 nucleotides long. The record is from the annotation of a GenBank genome assembly. Lineage: Eukaryota; Fungi; Basidiomycota; Agaricomycetes; Sebacinales; Serendipitaceae.